Molecule: messenger RNA, 577 nt
Organism: Hibiscus syriacus
Lineage: Eukaryota; Viridiplantae; Streptophyta; Magnoliopsida; Malvales; Malvaceae
Product: 30S ribosomal protein S21, chloroplastic-like
Exons: 3
Coding region: 38-577 (179 amino acids)
Biological process (GO): translation
Cellular component (GO): ribosome
Molecular function (GO): structural constituent of ribosome
Source: RefSeq, a predicted model, not a curated record
UGUCGGAACCCAUAGACAGAAAUCAUCGUCAUCAUCAAUGGCGUUUUCCCUCGCUUCUCUCUGCAAAUCACUUUCCUCUCUCCUCCCUUCCCAAUCAAUCCUUCCGAAGCCAUCAGAUUUUGCCCCACCGGUUUCCCGGUGGGACCCCAAAUCGACAUGGACGCCGACUUCUCUGUCUCUCUCUUUGACGACGGCCGAUGAAAUCAACGCCGUAACAUGUCCAUCGCUGGCGUAUUCGAACACCCUUUUCUUCAAAUCGGUUUGCUAUAACGUUCAGGUGUUGGUGGCCGAGAAUGAACCGGAGGAGAAGCUGUUGAACCGGUUCCGGAGGGCCGUGUUUAAGGCCGGCGUCAUCCAGGAGUGCAAGAGGAGGCGAUUCUUCGAGAGCUCGCAGGAGAAGAAGAAACGUGGAACCGCAAAAGAUUUUUCAGAGGUUUUAGGCUAUGUUAUUCAGACCCUGCUUAAUUUCGGACGCUUUAAACCAAAGGCUUCCGCACAAGCCAAAGAAGAAGGCCCUAAGAAGAAUUAUGAUGAAGAUGAUAACUGGGACCUUCCUGAAGGAGACUUGCCCUAUUAG